CGCGGCGGGGCGGGGCGGCGGGGCGAGGGGCGGCUGCCGGUGGAGGGCCGCGCCUCCCCUCGGGCGCUGCGGGCUCUCAGCUCCGGGGUCUGCCCGGGGGCCUGGCCAGGGGGCGCCGUGCCUGGGACGCGCUCCCAGCCUUCGGGGGGGCCCCGCCGGGACAGCCCAGCCCUGCAAGUGCGCGAGGGCGCUCCCUGGGGACACGGUCACUGCCGCCCGCCCCCUCGCUGAGCCCGCUUCACUGCGCCCUUCGGGGACUCGCCCUUCGGGGACUCGGGUGCGGGGUCGCCAAACCCGGGCGAACGGGCACCAGCGGCUGGCCGCACCUUCCUGACUUUCACACGUUGGGAACUGGGAGGAAACGCCGUGGCUCAUUGAAAACAAAACAAAACACCUUUUAUACAACAUCUCUUUCUCACUUGGGAUUUGGAAGCAGAUACUUACCGGUGUGUCGGUGGUUCUGCUUUAAUACCAGACAAGCGUUGACUCUUUAAAAACCUGAUCUGCUGGCAUAAAGGCCGUGUUACUGACACUUAGGCGUUUAUAUUUCACUUUCCAAUUACAGUUGACAUUCAGUGCUAUUAGUUUCAGGUAUAAAGCACAGUGACUAGACACCUAUAAACCUAACGAGGUGGUCCCCCACCGACACCAGCCACAGUGAUUGCAGUUACUCUGAAGUGGCCGAGUGGACCAGCCUUUGCCGGUGGCCAGGUGUGGGGACAGGAAUGGUCUGUGGUCUGCGGAGCGUCUCCGGGGGAUGGACGUUCCGGGGGAUGGACGUGCGCGGCAUUUUCUGGGGCUGCCCUUUCAGGGUCUUCCAGGGCGGCUGCUGUUCGGUCGGACUUCCCGUCCAUUCUGAGAUGAGAUGUGAAAGUGUGAAUUUUUCACAGCUUUCGCUUUUCCCUCCCAACCGUUGAGUCAAAGUGGGGAUGGGGGGUUCAGUUUGGCCAAAGCACGUGGGGACACUUCUUUCUUUUGUGUGUAUGAAAAUACUUUUACUUCCUCUUGAAUUCUCCACAUUUGCUUUUCACUGUUUCAUUUCCCUUAACUUUUUGCUUAGGUUUGUUGCUCCAUUUUUUUUUUUUUUUUUUUGGCACCCCACCCUGUUACCGUGGUGUGCACUUUUCCUAUUUCCACAGCCGCUCCCUGUCCUCUCCAUGUGCCUGCUUCUCUGUGGUUUGUAGGGAAAUAAAUGACAGACAUGAGGGGGAGGUAGACAUGGUAGUAUGAGGGCUAAGUGUAAAAUCAGUACUUCGGAAGGGUCAAGAUACGUUUAUCAGAUUGUCGUCUUGGCCUGCUGGGACACUAUCCGGCAAGGGAUGUUUGCUCUUCAGUGAAGUUGGGAGGCUUAUUAAAGCUGCAGAGCCAUUCAAGGUCUCUGGCUCCUGCUCCCUCUGCGGCAGCUUCGCUCUUCACACUUGUAAAUUCCAGCCUCACUUGCCUACUUUCAGUUUCCAGAGGAGCCAGGCUCUCCACCAGUUAGCCUGGAACUCCCUGUGGAAGCCUUCUCAGCACACCUGCCCUACAGCCACCGCCUCCUGUUCCUUUGGGUCUCUGACAGGCCUUCCCUGAUGCUCCAGCACAGACUGGCUGUCCCUCCUGGGUGCUUUCGUAACCCCACGUAGCACCUGUUUGUCUGUAAUGUAAUUGCCUCUUCACUUGUCCGCAUUCUCCUUUAGACUGCACGCCUUGAGAGGCCUUGCUAUGACUACUCUUUUGAUUCCAGGGUCUGCUGUGCUUCCUGUCCCUGGUAGAAACUCAGCAGAUAGUUAAUCCAUUGUCAAUCUAGUUCUUACUAGAUUGCUCUGGUGGUGUGGGCCCAAGCAUGGGAAAAUGAGAACUGGAUAGAGGCAUGGUGAUUCAUACUAGGACUGCAGUUCUGGCCCUGACCUUUGACUAUUUGAAAAUCUUAAUUGCUAGAUGCCAGUGGAAGCUGGAGCUAUUACAGAGCAAUUAAGGGUGUGGCAAUUAUGCACCCAAAGUCAAAACGUUUUACAGGAAAACCUGUUGCUUUACAGCUGUUGAUUUCCUAGAUAUAUUUUUCCCCACUUCUGUAAUUAUAAAGGACUAGGGAGGAAAAAAAUGAAGGCAGGAGAGAGCCUGGAAUUGUUAUUUUGUGGAAGCAGAUGGUGGGUGGCCAAUGGAAUCAGGAUUCUGGGUGUAUUGGGGUCAAGAUGAAGCCUAGAUAGCAAAGGAGGGUCCCCCUGGCCCCAUGAGUGAAGUUAUAUGGGUGACUGACAUGCCCACUGUGUGGGUUACCAAUUCAUAGAGCUCUAGGUGGUGUCUUGCAGUGAAGUGUUCUCUUCUCAGACUUUGGACCUUGUGUGUAACCCCACAGUGAGGUUCCAUGGGAUGGACAUGUAGGAGGAUUAGUAAUGGCUGGAAGGAGUGAGUUCUCAUGAUGCAACUUGUUUACAGGGUGGGUGAGUCUGUCUCAGAAGGUGGUUUGUGCAUCACAGGGGCAAGGCUUCUGAGGUGGCCUCCUAACAGGGACGGCCCCAGGAAGAGAAUUACGAUGGUUCCUGUUGUCCGCCUGCCUUUUGUUGAUCCAUCUAUUCAACAGACAUUUAAGCCCAAACUGUGUACCAUUGUGCAAAAUAUUAAAGAAUCGAAAGUGAAAACUACAGUUUCUGCCCUGAAGGAGCUCGAUAGAUUUGCGAAAUAAUUGAAGCAAUAAGUGAUUAUAUACUGUGAGAAAAAGCUUAUCUCAUGGUAGGUGUACAGUGACUUAGGCUAGAGGGAUGGCUACGGCACAGAGCAAAACCCAGCUCUUACUGGAUGAAGGAGAGGGAACAAAAAAUGGAGGUGGGGGGGAUUUGAGCAGAGCCCCCCUUCCUUCAUUUUCAAGCAUUUUUUUCAAUUUUAUCUUGUAUUGAUAAGUCUCUUUUGGUUGUAAGAAAACUCAAUUUAAAUGUACUUAAAGCAAAGACAGGAAUUAAUUGGCUCCUAUGUGAUCAAAGAGUGCAAGAGUAAUAUGGCUACAGACUGGGUGGAGUUCAGAGGCUCCUCUCUGACGGGCUGUGUCCCCAAAGGAGACCCCCGUCUUCCAUCAUCCUCAGUUCAAGCCCCAGGGGAACAGGGAAUACUUUCCUCCCAGUCACUGUGGCCAAAGUCCCAGGACUGACUCCCAAUGUUUCUGACUGGUCACGUGCCUUUUCCUGGAAAUGGGAAUGGAGUCAGCACCGCUCUAAUCACACGGACUGAGUCGGGGUGCAUGGGUGCUAUUGCCAGCAGAAGGGGAGGAGGUGUGCUGGUCUGGCAAACAAUAGGCGUCCUGUCAUAUCUUUUGUAGUCCUGCUACAAAGAUAGGUAUUUUGCUUUUGAAAAUGCUUCGUGUAGGUAAUCCAGUGGACGAGGCGGUGAUUGGGGGAGGCGAUGCCCUGAAUCCAGGAAGGUGUACACCAGGAUAAGGAAGCUGAGGAACAUCUAGUGAUGGGCUAGGAGUGUCAAGGAGAAAAGGACUCAGGGACUGACUAGGAGGUUUAUGAUCUGGUGAGCCGCUGGGAGGGAGUGUCUGGAGAUCCGGAAUGCUUUCCCAGAUGAGUUGUCUUCAGAUAAGCCAGUCACAAGCUCCAGUGCCUAGAGGGGCCAGGCCAGUAAAAUCAACAAGUGACUUAGGCGAGAUGAGGGCUGGCAGGGAAGGGGGAGCCUGAAUGGUACUUGUCUCACCAAAGGGGCAUGACAAUUUUUGGAGUUUUGAGAAAAGCCUGAAAUUAGGAUUUUAAUGAAAAUCAGAUGGCAUUCAAUGCAAAUUAAACAACUAAUAUGACACUGUAUGGGGCUAAGCAAAGUAUCCAGGGCCAGAUUUGGCCUGUGGGUCACCAGUUGGCAUUUGCUUGUCUAGAAGGACCUGGAACUUAAUGAUCCCCGUUAUUAUUUUUUGUUCUGUACUUAUUAUUACAUUCUAAGUUCUUUGAAUCUGUUAAAGAACUGUUCUUUCCUUUUCAGAAAACUUUAAAAGAUCUGAUAAGAAUAAUCAUCACCAUUUUACUAAGUUCUGUGCAAACCGCCUGGCUUGGCCCUCGCCUGCCGAGAUGAUCAUUUCUGUUUUAUAAAGAAGGAAGAAUGCCUUGUUAAGUCCACGCAGCUCCUAGGUGACCAGGGCACAACGUGGGUGGGGUCCAGAGCUUCUGACUGGAUUCCAUGUGCUUCUGACCACAGACACUGGGCUGCCUCUUCCCCAGGGAAGGAUUGAUAAUCACUAUAAGCUGCUGAGCUAGGUGAGGAUUAACAACAACCACAAAAGCUUUGCCCUGACCUGUGUGGCUCAGUGGGUUGGGUACCAUCCUCUGCACCAAAAGUUUGCCUGACUGAGUCCCUGUUGGGCCACAAGCCUGGAUUGCGGAUUCAAUGCCCGGCGGGGGCGAUUGAUGUUAUGAUGUGACAUCUAUGUUUCUCUCUCUCCCCCUUUCCCUUCUUCUCUUUCUAAAAUCAAUAAAAAUAUUUUUAAAAAGUUUUGAAGCCACCAAUACUCAAUUUUCUUUGCCCAGAAUAAACUGAUGGCCACCUUUUCUGAAAACACACAGUUUUGUUGUACAUUGAAAAUUUACUGAGUAAGCAUUUCUCACAGUGUGGCUUUUACUUUUCAUUAUACUUGUUCAUCUCCUCUUAUAGCCUUUCCGUAUUCUCACUGCUUUUGCAUUUUUGGAUGUGCUAGGAUUAUUAAUAUUCCCCAUACAACCCCAAGAUGGCAGGACUCAAUAUGACCACCCAUGACUGUGAACAACUUUUGGAGACAGGCAGUAUGGAUUGGCUUUGGCUGUCACCUGUGGAAGACCGUUAUUUAAAAAGCUUCGGUUCCAGUUCUGAGGGGGAUCAUGGUUUGAAGACCACCGCAGUAGAAUUUGGGGGAUUCUUAUAUACAGAAGGUUGAGAAUGAAGUUGGUGCUUUAGGAAGACAACUCUGGUGGCAGGUGGAGUUGGGAUUGUGGAGGGAGAGAGAAGAGAAGGUGGCAGGAGCCUCGUUAGGAAGCUAUUGCAGGGGCGGAGGAAGAGGUGCUGACAGCCCGAGCUGAGACAGUGGCGUUGCAGGUUAGGUGGAGAAGAAUUCAACACCGUAGUGCUGGGGAGAAAGAGGAAAGAGCUGAGGAGAUUCCGGUUAUGGUUGGUGUUAGAAAUAGGUAACAAUAUUCUUCACUCUUCCAUUAUUUUGUAAUGCUUCUUUUUAUCUCUUAUUUUUUUAAAAUAUGUUUUUAUUAAUUUUUACAGAGAGAGAGGAAGGAAGAGCGAUAAAGAGAUAGAAACAUCUAUGAGAGAGGAAUAUCAUCGAUCAGCUGCCUCCUGCAUGCCUCCUACUGGGGAUCGAGCUCACAGCCCCAGCAUAUGCCCUGACCAGGAGUCCAAACAGUGAAUGACCUUUUGGCUUCUGGGUUGAUGCUGAACGGCUGAGCCACACCAGCGGGCAGUGCUUCUCUUUUUUAAACAUGUAAUUUCUUGUAUCUACUUUUUUUGUCGGGCUUUUUCUCCCACGGAUGUAUGACUUUGGGUGUGUGUGCAUUUGUGCACUGUUGAUCUGUAAUGUGUUUUAAAUGUGGUAGAACUGGUCUCCUUCAGCUUUUCUUUUUCAGUUAUUCUCUCUUAUUUUGUAUAAAUAUGAAUUUUGGUACCACUUCUUUUCUAGUUCCUGAAAAAUUCAUUUAGGAAUUUGGUUUGGAGCUCAUUUAUUCCAAUACUUAUUGGGUGCCGAUAUGGAUUAGGACAGAGGAUAUAAAAAUAACUAAAACCCAGGAAUUAUGGUCUGGUAAAUUUGUGAACUAACCUGUGGGGAGAAUUUAUGAUACUUUUGCAACUCAAGCACGGCACGUCUCCUUACAUGUGCUUUUGUGUGCGUCCAGAGUAUUUUGUUGUUGUUGUUGUUGUUGAGAAUUGGGCCUGAUUAGUUUAGCUGGUAAACACGGGCGAUAUUAAUGUUUGUAUACAUACUUGUUUACUUUAUACCUUUACCUUAUGUAGCUGCAGUUGGUAAUUUUGUUACUUCUUUGGCUUUUCUGUAUAUACAUUAUCUUUGUUAUGCUUCCUUUUCUUCUGUCACUUCAGAGAUUUCUUUUUCAACCCUAUUUACUUGUUUAGACUCCAUGACAUGAGGUAUGGCUGUCGAAUUGUUUAUAGCAUCAUUGUAUAAAGGCCAUACAACUGCACCCCCAUUGGACAUUCCAGAAACACGGUGAGGAAGGCUUGUCCUGCUAAAAUGCAAAUGUCCUAAUCUGAAUAGUUCCCGGUGGAAAUCUGCAAAUAUUUUUCCUCACCUUUUUUGAGCUACACACUUUUUGGUAUGUCUGAUAUUUGAGCCUUUAUUGUGUCUUAGUCAUAAAAUUGGCAGGUGAUCUUAAAGGCAGAGUGCUGAAUUUGUAGUAGUCCAACUGUACCGGAACGGAAUGGAGAAAAUGAUGGCAUUGCCCUUGAAUGAGGAAGGAAUUAGAAGAGAACGUUGAGAAAUGGUGAGAGGAAUGGCAGUAUGUUAACACAACCUCUAAAGAAGUGGUUGCAGUCCUGGGCAGUGGACUUAAUUACAUACAGUCCAUGAGUCCUGGAGCAGUCUUCAGGCAUGGAAACCUUGCUGCUGUGGAUUUAGAGGGAGGUUCUAACAGCCCUCUUCUUAGGAAAAUCAUCCACACCCACGUUUGCACAUGAUCUCACGGACUUCACAGACAUCCCCAAGCCUACGCACAAGCACAGGAUGAAAGAAAACCCAGUAUGGUUCCACUCAGAAGCCUGCUAGUUAGUGGGCCUGCUAGUUAGCUAUGGCUCCCAGGCUGUGAACUGCUCUCUAUGUGUGCUCUCACAUCUGCUCGCGUUCUGCUCGUCUCCAAAACACACUCGCCGUCUGUAUGAGAGCCUCCCUCCAAAAGCAGAAAUCUGCUGCUUUCGAUGAGAUUUUGUGAUCACAUCAAAUUACUUUUCCUUAACAAUCAGCUUGGGGGUGAUUAGUUAGUUAGUUGUGUUUUAAAACUUUCAGAUAUGGGCUUAAAAACAACAAACUGCUUUUGUGGGGUGCAGUAGAGGGCAUGUUGGGCUGCGUCUGAGGAGUUGAGCCCUCUGUGCUAUUGGCUAGCUCGCUCUCUGAACUUGGCUGAAUCUCCCUGCAGUGCUUCCACACUGGCACGUCAGCUCCUGGUACCGCACGGAACAAGCCUGGUGUGUGGGAGAAGCUGGUGUGUGAUAAGGAGGCAUCAUAAGAGACGGGAAAAUUGUCAGGUUAGAUAUCCCCUCACCACUACAGGCCAAAAGAAAUUGCAUACAGAUGAAGUUUCCUGAAAAAAAAAACAAACAAAAAAAAACACCAAAAAACAAAGAAUAACAAUCAACAACCGUAAAAUAAGUAGAGGAAAAUAUGGAAAGUAUUUCAUGCUCUGGUAUGAAAGUGCAGAGAAUGAGCAAUAAAAGAUAGCCGAUAGCGCAGCCGGUGUGACUCAGUGGUUGAGCAUCAACCUGUGAACCAGGAGGUCGAUCACAGGUUUGAUUCCCGGUCAAGGCACAUGCCUGGGUUGCGGGCUUGAUCCCCAUUGUGGGGCGUGCAGAAGGCAGCCAGUCAAUGAUUCUCUCUCAUCAUUGAUGUUUCUAUUUCUCCAUCCCUCUUCCUCUCUGAAAUCAAUAAAAAUACAUUUUAAAAAAGAUAGCCUAUAGAUUUAGCCCACAAUAAUUAAAUUCAUCGUUAAAAUUAUGAUGAAUGAUUAACUGGAAACAGUUGAGAAUGGCCACAACAGAGGAUUAGUAUUCUUAAAGUAGAAAGCUCUCUUAGUUUAAAGAACUCCACUCAAAUAUCAUGAGCAGAAAGACUACAGAUGAAAGACCAGUAACUAGUAAAUGUAUGAGAGUCUUCAAAAUUACAAGCAAGUGAAGCACAAAGCUUGAGACUUCUUUUCACUUACCAGAUUGGCACAGUUCAGUGAUAUGUUGCUGCCUUGGGAGAGGGGAGAAACGCUGUGUGACAUACUGCUGGGGAAUGGCAUCUUUACCGGGGAGAUGUUGGCCGUUGUGUCUUAAGACACUUCUAAAAUCUGAACCCUAAUUCGUCCACCAUCUCUUACCCUUUCAGAUUCCUCUUUCCCAAACAGUUUCUCCUGCCCUUUGUCCAGCCAGUCCCCUUCCAUGGGGCCUCAGGCAGGCAGUCUCUGCUGGACAUCACUUCCAGAGCUCUGUCCGGCGGGCCUUCUUCUCACAACAGUGGCCUGACUCGUGUAUUGUUUUGGCUUCUUCACUCCUGUACCUGGGGUGUAGGGUGUGGCCCGGAGAGACCAUCCAGUUUUGAAGGUUAGCACCGCCAAAAUUUUGCAGCCUCCAAGCUCAGCUGGGCUUUUACUACGCCUUCCAGUCCUUGGCUGGUUUCCCCUCCCAUUUUCCUAAGUGCCUUUGCCAGACUUUUACUUCUCAGACCUACUCCACCCUCUCCAGACACACCCACUCUCCUCAUUUCCCGAGAAAACUGGAUGCUGCCCCAUUUCCCACUCCGCUCCAGUGUACCAGUCUUCAUGGUCAUCGUGGCUUCCCGCUUGUGUGUGUGCCGCCCCCCCCCUCCCCCCCGCAAUGCCAGUGCCCCAGCUCUCCUUCAUUGUCAGUCUUCCUCCUCCACUGGCUCUUUCUGCUUCAAUGCCCAGCACACUAAGGUUUUUUCUUAGCUUUCUUCUCUCUUCAUGUGACCUUGCUUCUUCCUCCCUCUCCAUCCACGCCCUGCAUCUUGGUUCCGACAGCCAUUCUCACAUUUUCCUGUCCAGUCAGUCGCUGGUCCUUGCUUCACUGAUACCACGCUCCGCUUCUGCCCUUCCUGCCCUCCCUGCCCUCCCUGGGACUCCUCCUUUGUUCCCAGAAGAGCUUUGGCUCUUCAUCGGAUGUGUUCCCAGCACUUCUGUGUUUAGCCUUCACCUUCUCUGCAGAACCUGCAUUCUGAUGAGUUCCCCGAUUCCGUGUCUGCUGCUGCUGCCCACAGCACGCUCUGAAUUUCCCGUCCAGUGCCCUGUCUGCUGCUGCCCACAGCACGCUCCGCAUCUCCCGUCCAGUGCCCUGUCUGCUGCUGCUGCCCACAGCACGCUCCGCAUCUCCCGUCCAGUGCCCUGUCUGCUGCUGCCCACAGCACGCUCCGCAUCUCCCGUCCAGUGCCCUGUCUGCUGCUGCCCACAGCACGCUCCGCAUUUCCCGUCCAGUGCCCUGUCUGCUGCUGCCCACAGCACGCUCCGCAUCUCCCGUCCAGUGCCCUGUCUGCUGCUGCCCACGGCACGCUCUGCAUUUCCCGUCCAGUGCCCUGUCUGCUGCUGCCCACGGCACGCUCCACAUCUCCCGUCCAGUGCCCUGUCUGCUGCUGCCCACGGCAUGCUCCGCAUCUCCCGUCCAGUGCCCUGUCUGCUGCUGCCCACGGCACGCUCCGCAUCUCCCGUCCAGUGCCUUUGUGAUGCUGCAGAGGCACACAGCCACACCCACCAGGGCAUCUCUGCCUGAGUGUGUGGUCAGCAGGCCCUUUCAGCUCAGCAUUUCUGGAGCUGACCUCUUUGGCUCAUCCUCAAAUCCUCCUGAUUUUCUCUCCAGGUGAAGAACCUAUUGUCUAGUCCAGUGAUGGUGAACCUAUGACACGCAUGUCAGAGGUGACACGCGAACACAUUUUUUUGGUUGAUUUUUCUUUGUUAA
This is a messenger RNA of Myotis myotis, 9615 nucleotides long. RefSeq lists its product as uncharacterized. The record is from RefSeq and is a predicted model, not a curated record. Lineage: Eukaryota; Metazoa; Chordata; Mammalia; Chiroptera; Vespertilionidae. The transcript has 2 exons. Bases 8524 to 9429 code for a protein of 301 amino acids.